Drosophila willistoni is the source of this 1663-nucleotide messenger RNA. RefSeq names its product UDP-glycosyltransferase UGT5. The coding region runs from base 11 to 1618 and encodes 535 amino acids. NCBI's taxonomy places the organism in Eukaryota, Metazoa, Arthropoda, Insecta, Diptera, Drosophilidae. Gene Ontology annotation, molecular function: UDP-glycosyltransferase activity. The record is from RefSeq and is a predicted model, not a curated record. The transcript is spliced from 2 exons.
GUUUCCCGGUAUGUUAUUUAGCGGAAAGUUUGGCCACGCUGGGCUUUUACUAGCCGCUUUUGGCCUAAGUGCUCACUUUACACAGGCAGACCAUAUAUUGGCCAUAUUUUCGUAUGUUUUUGCUUCACCCUAUCGUACCGUACGGCCAUUUAUAAAUGAACUUGUCGAAGAAGGAUACCAAGUAACUGUGAUUUCAGCUUUAAAUCAUUUUGAACCUAUUGAAAAGGCCCAUCACAUUCGCGUUCCUAUGUUAGAUCGCCUAAUGCAUGGCUUAUUAGAUUUUGAGUUCGAUGAAGAUCCAAUGCCUUCCAAAUGGGAUGAGGCCUUAUGGGUAUCGCACUUUUAUCGUGCUUCUGUACAAUAUAUUCUAUCUGAUAGUGGAGUUCAGCAGCUAUUACACAAUUCAAGUGCCCAGUUUGAUUUAAUAAUUAUGAACACACCGCAUUCGGAUGCCCUCUGUGGUUUUGGAAUACAUUUUAAUGCCCCUAUGGUUGGUAUUGCUGCCUAUGGAUCGGCUUGGAUUGUAGAUUAUCUGGCUGGGAAUUCAGCACCAAGUGUAUAUGAGCCCAUGUCACCAGUGGGCUAUGCAUAUGGAAGCUCAAGUUUGUUGGAAAAAUGGCAAAAUUGGAUUUACAAGACUGAGGAGUGGUUAUUGGAGCGAUUAGUUUAUUUGCCACCACAACUCGAACUCUACAGAAAAUAUUUUGAUAAUUCGCAUUCAAGUUUCGAUGAGAUUCGUCGAAAUUUUUCAUUGAUUUUGGUCAACCAACAUUUUAGUUUAGGUCGUGCCAGAUCCAAUGUGCCCAAUCUAAUUGAAGUAGCAGGGAUGCAUAUGUGUGUGCACAAAAAUUGCAAACUAGAUCCUAUUCCGGAUGAUAUUCAGCGUUUUAUGGAUGAGGCUAAGAAUGGUGUUAUCUAUUUCUCAAUGGGUAUGGAAAUAAUUGAAGAGUGGCUACCAAAGCAUUUGAAACGAGUGUUAAUAGAAACGUUUUCCAAACUAAAACAACGCGUGCUAUGGAAAUACGAUGAUCUGGAACCAGUUAAAAAUAAAACAGAUAAUAUUUUUAUAAGAUCAUUGAUGCCGCAACAGCAAAUACUACAACAUCCCAACCUUAAACUCUUUAUUACCCAUGGUGGCCUUUUAAGUAUCAUUGAGGCGGCAUACUACGGUGUACCUACACUUGGUUUGCCCAUCUAUUAUGAUCAAUUUUCGAAUACCCAACGCAUGCGUAUAGCAGGUGUUGGACAAACUCUGGAUAUCAAUUCAAUUAAUGUUGAAAUAUUGAAUCAGACUAUUCAUGACAUGUUAAAGAAUCCUUCAUAUGCCAGAAAUGCUAAAAAGAUGUCCGCAAGGUUUCGUGAUCAACCCAUGAGUCCAUUGAAAACCGCUGUCUGGUGGACUGAGUAUACCCUAAGGCACAAGGAUGCCUCUCAUAUGCGUCUGGCUGAAAAUGACAUUGGAUUUCUGCAAUACUAUUGUGUUGAUAUAGUAUCCAUUUUGUUUGGACGAAUUGUUCUUACCGCUCUAAUUGUGAUUGUUUUAACUUAUAAACUACUAAAUUAUGUUAUAGCUCGUGUACCCUUUAGUCUGAGUAUUCCGCUUCUGCACUUGGGUUGAGUCAGUUAUAUUGACUUUGAGAAGUGUGUACAGCAAAAGCAAAUA